Molecule: messenger RNA, 4596 nt
Organism: Dunckerocampus dactyliophorus (ringed pipefish)
Lineage: Eukaryota; Metazoa; Chordata; Actinopteri; Syngnathiformes; Syngnathidae
Gene: tmem38b
Product: transmembrane protein 38B
Exons: 6
Coding region: 3245-3997 (250 amino acids)
Biological process (GO): potassium ion transmembrane transport
Cellular component (GO): membrane
Molecular function (GO): identical protein binding; potassium channel activity
Source: RefSeq, a predicted model, not a curated record
UUGCUUUACAAAAUAUCAACAUGUCCCGUGCAUUUUUCACUAUAUGGCCCUCGCUGGAAAAGGUUUGGACACCCUUGUUGUCUGAAGUUAGGUCAUUAUUUGGUAAAGACGUAAUCAACAACUUAAAUAAUCAGUUAAUAACGUGACAAUAACGCACAUGCACAUGGUUGAGGAUGGUCGCUGUGUGUCUACAAAGUCUACAUACAGUAUACAGUAUGUGUGUGUAUGUAGAGUUGGCAGUCCUGGGGGCUGUGAGGUUUUUCCGGCCAGACCCAGAGGCAGCCAAUGUCCCACAUACAUGUUGUGUUUCUUGGCCCAAAACAACAAGCUGACUCAGUCCACUGCCCUUCCAUGUACAUUCAGUGUGGUGUGCACUGCAAUGUUUCCACCAUGUGAACUAAAAUACAACUCGUAGAAAAGACAGGGUGAGAAUCGAGUGGGACAAUAUGUAAGCUAGGUUUGGAGCAGUAUGACCUGUAGUGUCGCUUUGUUCCUGAGGAGGCAAUGGUGAGUUAAGCAGAGUGUUUUGUUGUUUUACAUUUUUACAGGGGUUGACUUCUUUUUACACUUCUUUUUACACAAUGUUGAAACGUGAUGAGACUUCUUUAUUUUAUUACUUCUUCAAUAUCAAUAGCUGUUAAUUUAUUUUGACACUUUUAUGACAGUUUAAAGGUGUUAAAAUGUGUCUUAAAACAAAUGUUUGAUGCCAACAGUUGGACCCUGGAACAGAUUAUUUCUGUUGAUCCCAGUCAAUGGAAACAAACAAAUCAGGGUCAGGUUCACUGUGCACCUAAACAGCUGUAAUAAUAUAGUGUAUGUACGGUAUAAGGGGUUUCAUACAGCUGAUCUCUGACAAAUUUAGAAUGUUCUUCUUUUUUCAGGGCGUUUUUGUGGUUUCUGUUUUUGCCGGCGUUGCUAGGGACCAGCUUGUCAAGGUAUCGAGUCUCCAUCAUGACAGGGAUAAACAGUAAUCCCAUAAACCCACAUAUAUGCAGCCAAAGGGUAUUCAAAAUAGGCGUGUGGCUGACACCCAUCAGGAGCAGCAGUUCUUGUGCCUGUGAGUAGCGACUCUUUACACUACUGCCAUCAAGUGGCCUGGUAUGUCUAUUACAGCGAAUUAAGUCAUUUUUACAACUCCAUUAAAGGAGAUAUGACAAGUUUACGUGAAACUUUUGCAUAAACACACCUUUAUUAUGUGCAUUAAUGUCAGUAAUGAUUUUAAUGGAUUGGAUAUUGGGUUUUGACAAUUAGGGACUCACCUCAAAGUGAAGACUGCACCGUUAGGCAUUAAUAUAAGUAGAAACUAUGGGUCUACUUGCUUAAGAGCUGAAAAAUACCUUGAAACAAACUGAUCUAUGUUUUUAUGCUGCUGUUUAUAUUUUGAAGCCAUCUCCCAGUAACAUACUGUCCAGGGAAAAGGUUUUACCAAGCUGAUAAGACUCUCUAUGGUCAUAACUUGGGAGUGGCCAAGGCAGAGUUUGUUUUGAAUUACCUGGCCGUCACCUGGCCAUGUUAGAAACUCAGCCACUUUGAUGGUUUAAUUGUACAUGAUUUAUGGUACUGUGGAUGACAUCUAAUGUAAUAUAAGAAUAUGGGACACAAUGACUGCAUGGUUACAUCUCUCACAUGCUGUUUUAUCCCUUUUAAAUAAGCAAACAGUUCACGUAGCGUGCUCAGUGUAAUGAUUUGUAAUUGCAGUCAGAGCAGAGGGCAGCAAGCUUUACUGAAAUAAGUGGAUGGUUUUCUGCUGCUAGCUAGUGGCCAUUUUGUCACAUUACAACUUGUAACAGUUUGUGAGGUACAGUAUUCUGUGUGGACUCGAGUCACAUUUUUUGAUUACCUCGGACUCGACUUGGCAAUAUCAUGAAAGAUUUGCAACUCAACCAAUCUAAUACUUGAGAUUUUGAGUAAGUGUGUUCAGUAAAAAACUAACCUGACUGUUAUGGCAUUUGCAGCAAGACAAAAAAUGUCCCCACAGAAUCUGCCUCAUCUUUUAACGUCCAUUCAGGUUUAAGAACAAACAACGAGGGUGUGGAUUACAUUUCUGUGAGAGCCAGACAGACAGCUGGAGAGUCGCAGUGAUUAACACCGGGAUGUGUCAACAUCCUACCGAGGAUCGUUUCAUUUCAUUUGCAUAUUCCACAGUCAUAAACAAACGAAUGAAUUGCUGUGUGCAAAACCUGCAGUAUGAGAAUAACACACGGCACGGCGGAAUAUUAGGGCCACAUUGGGAAAAAAAAUCUGAGAUUUUGAGAAUAAAGUCGUAAAUUUGCGAGAAAAAAAUGUCUAGCCCUUCUCACUUCCGCCUUCCUUACCCCGCCCCCUCUAAAUGCCGGUCACAUAUCCCCUUUUCAUAGCUGUUUCAGAAGGUACGUUUCAAAGUUAGUGCCCUCCGGGCCGGCACUGACACUAGGCUGACAGCAUCAACUGAAGUAAACAUUUAAAUGUAAAAAUAAUAAAUUGUGUGAUUAGGCUUUGAUUUGUAAACUAUAUGCAAGCAGUGUUUGCAUGUGCAUGAGUACAGUGGUUGUUGUAUUUGUUAAUGGGGGUCCUAUACCUGCAUAGAUUUGCAGCUGUGUCACUAUCACAGCACCGUAGUGUCUUAUUUAAUUUUUUAACUAUACCCCUAUCAUUUUGUGCAGUACUGUGUAUACAAUCAUAUUAGCGGCACUGCACUGCGUGGCCGAGGCGGGCCUUUGCCACAUCCUACUUUGUGAUUGGCUCACUUUGCUCACCUCCAGCCAAUCACAUUGCUGCUAUGUGUCCGCACGCCUCAUCACUACCAUGGCGGAACACGGAUCAGGAAUUCCGCCUGUGUGACGAUGACAGCGUCGUUAAACUGCCGCCAACAGGGAUGAACGCACCGGGUUGGAUCAGACUUGUUGCCGGGUGACGAGUGUCGCCUUUAUGUUUAACUUAAAAGCGGCCUUAGAGCAACUUUGACCAUUUCCCCCUGCUUCCUGGAAGAUCAUCAGUGUUGGGCCAGAAGAAGCGUAAAGUGCUCGUAUGGAUGCCUCGAGUUGGUGCUUUGUUUUGUUUUUUUUCACACAGGGAUAAACACUUUCUUUGUAUGUGAUGGAUUUUUUGGACGAUGUGUCUCAUGGACUGGCGAACUUGUCCAUGUUUCCCUACUUUGACAUGGCGCACUACAUUGUGUCCGUCAUGGCUCUGAGGGAGCAACCAGGUAAGCUCAGGGGCUCUUCAGGUGUCCCGGGUCAGCCCGCUAGCCUGCUGGUUCAGCUCCAUGCUCUACUGCUUCGGCGGCGCCGUGCUCUCCGGGAUUAUGCUGGCGGAACCGCCCGUGGCACCCUUAUCCAACGGCACCACGGUCCUCCUCGCUUCACUCAUCUGGUACUUGGUGUUCUACUGCCCCUUGGACCUUGUGUAUGGCUGUGCGGCCCUGCUACCUCUCCGCUUGGUUCUGUCGGGAAUGAAGGAAGUGACGCGCACAUGGAAAGUGCUGGGGGGUGUCACUCAGGCCCACAGCAAGUACAAGGACGGCCUGCUGGUCAUGAUUGCCAUCGGGUGGGCCAGAGGAGCUGGGGGCGGUCUUAUCAGUAACUUUGAGCAGCUUGUUCGAGGAGUGUGGAGGCCAGAAACCAAUGAGCUCCUUAAAAUGUCCUACCCCACCAAGGUCACCCUGAUAGGGGCGGUACUGUUUGCUCUGCAGCAGACCCACUACCUGCCUCUGCAUAAGCACCACCUGAUGCUCAUCUACACGACCUUCAUUGUCGUCAACAAGACGAGGAUGAUGCUGACCGGCUCUGCGGCGUCACCCUUCGCCACCAUCGAGUCGGCAAUCUACAAGACGCUCUUCACCGGCUUCUCCCCGUACGCCACCCUUGCCGUGGAGGUCAGGAAGGCGUCGGCUAGCAACGGCGCAGGGAGCGCGCUCACCAAAGAGGCCUGCGAGAAUAGGCCCGCCAACAGCACAAGCGGAUCGCUUAAAACCAAAAACGAAAGGCAGGCGGGGGAGAGCUGCAAAAAGACUGACUGAGCCCUUGGAUGUCUUUUUGUCCUCCUUUGAGUAUUUAUCAUAAAAGUUGUUGAAACUGAUCCAGUCGAGCCUGCACCUUAUUUUGGGGCUCAUCCUGACGGUACUGUGAUGUUAUGAUAUCAGGUCUAAAAAUCACGUGUCUUAUUUUUUAAAAAGAUAUUCAUAUAUAUAUAUUUAUAAUCAGAAACGAUGCUUUUAUCUCUUGGGGAACAAUGCUGUGCACCUGCUGCUCUAUGAAUGGCUUCUUAUGUAAAUAUUCUGCCUUGUGAAAAUGCUAUUUUUCCUACUCUGCAGUGGGGGACGAUGGUUUUCAAUGACUUGACAUUGAAUCAUUUUUUAAAUUGUAUUUAUAUAGAAAAGAUAAUUGCACUUGCGAAAGUGGAGAAAAUCUUUUUGGGUUUGCUUGAAUGCUUUGAAUCGUAAAUGAAGCCUUAAAUUCACUUGCCUGCUGUCAAUAUUCCCGCGUGUACACAGCACUUGAAUGUGAACGCUUCACUUUAAAUAAGAUUCCUUGUCCCGAAAGGUUAUUCGUGCUUGGUUUUCUUGCAUCAGGUUCUGCAUAUGACAAUAAAAGAAACUUAUCCAAGCUCGGUUUCUGA